GGGCUAUAACCGGCUGGAGUCGCGCAGAGCGCACGGUAGUCGGCCGUCUCUGUCGCACGCGUGAUGUCUCCUCUCGCUGUCCGCCUGCUGCUGCUCGCCUGCCUGGCUUUGCCUCUUUAUGCGGUGGAAAAGGUGAGAAGCAGAGGCUACCGAAAGGAUCCUGACGCCGACAAGUGCACUGGAAACGAUGCCGAGAAACCCAACUGCACUAGACACUCUGGAGAAGAAAGAUCUGCUUACUUGGCCAACAUGUAUGGCAGCUGCCUGCAGGGUCCAGCAGGCACCGCUGGAAGAGACGGUAACCCUGGGGCCAACGGUAUUCCUGGGACGCCUGGUAUCCCAGGCCGCGAUGGACUGAAAGGCGAGAAAGGAGAAUGCGUUACUGAAGUUUUUGAGGAACCCUGGAAACCCAACUACAAGCAGUGUGCCUGGAACUCGCUGAACUACGGGAUCGAUCUGGGUAAAGUGGCUGACUGCACCUUCACCAAGCUGCGCUCUGACAGCGCCCUCAGAGUCCUCUUCAGUGGCUCCCUCAGACUCAAGUGUAAAAACGCAUGCUGCCAGAGGUGGUACUUCACCUUCAACGGAGCGGAGUGCACAGGACCACUGCCCAUAGAGUCAAUUAUUUACUUAGACCAAGGGAGUCCCGAGCUCAACUCAACCAUCAACAUCCACAGAACUUCCUCAGUUGAGGGGCUGUGUGAGGGUGUCAAAGCAGGGCUGGUUGAUGUGGCGGUGUGGGUGGGGACCUGCGCUGAUUAUCCAAGAGGAGACGCAUCCACAGGCUGGAAUUCCGUAUCCAGGAUUAUCAUAGAGGAAUUGCCUAAGUAAGGAAAAUAAAGCAAUACGAUUGGGAGGGACCUAGUUUUGGUAGCGUGACAGCAUGUUAUCCGACGCGCCACAACGAUCAGGUGUGGUUUGCUGAGGCGUCACUGAUGGGAACGUGAAUGUUUUUGAGUUUUGUUUAAAUGCUACACCCGUCGACAGGCCUACGAUUACUGUACUUUUCUGUCUACCGGAAAUAAACUUUGUACUGUAGCUUUUUCAGCUUGUGGCUGCCGUUAAGAGUACAGCAACAGACAUGGACAGUACCUUUAAACUCUGUACUCCUGUGACCUGUUUAUAUGCAUUAUCACUGUUAAUAAAGCACUUCUUUUUUAAGGAAA
Messenger RNA from Haplochromis burtoni (Burton's mouthbrooder), 1166 nucleotides. Its product is annotated as collagen triple helix repeat-containing protein 1. NCBI's taxonomy places the organism in Eukaryota, Metazoa, Chordata, Actinopteri, Cichliformes, Cichlidae. Bases 64 to 831 code for a protein of 255 amino acids. The record is from RefSeq and is a predicted model, not a curated record. The transcript has 5 exons.